Molecule: messenger RNA, 234 nt
Organism: Adineta steineri
Lineage: Eukaryota; Metazoa; Rotifera; Eurotatoria; Adinetida; Adinetidae
Source: the annotation of a GenBank genome assembly
AUGGGUUCACUUCAAGCUAAAAAUCAACCAUUACCAGUGACUACUGAUAAACAUCUUCCAACACAAUCAACAGCUGCCAAUGGAGAAACAAAACCAAAAUGUAAAGCAUGUUGUGCAUGCCCAGAAACAAAACGAAUACGUGAUGAAUGUGUAAUAAUCAAUGGUGAAGAACAUUGUUCGAAAGAAAUCGAAGCUCAUAAAGCUUGUAUGCGUGCUGCUGGCUUUAAUAUUUAA